Messenger RNA from Crotalus tigris (Tiger rattlesnake), 3298 nucleotides. It is a transcript of the gene DNAAF11, whose product is annotated as dynein axonemal assembly factor 11. Gene Ontology annotation, cellular component: cytoplasm. Gene Ontology annotation, biological process: outer dynein arm assembly. The transcript has 12 exons. The coding region runs from base 393 to 1823 and encodes 476 amino acids. The record is from RefSeq and is a predicted model, not a curated record. Gene Ontology annotation, molecular function: protein binding. NCBI's taxonomy places the organism in Eukaryota, Metazoa, Chordata, Lepidosauria, Squamata, Viperidae.
CCUGGUCUGGUUGCCGUGGCGACCGCAAAGCGGCGUCCUCUCCAAGCGGCCUGCAGUAGCGGCCGAGGGAGGCGAGGACGGCGGGGAGCAUGGUGCGGCGUGAGUAGCCGCUCCUCGGUCGCGGUGGCGUGGGGGAAGCUCCGCGUGUGGAACGCGGGGCUUCCGGAGUUCCCCCAAGGCGCCUCUUGCAAGCCGGCCUCGUCCAGAAAGGGCGGACGACAACUCCCAUCGGCCACGCUGUGAUGGGCUUUGUUGUCCGCCGCGCCCCCGUCCCAGGAAAGAAAGACAAAGCAGCUGUCUUUCGAACGAGGCUCCCUCACUCCUGGCACCUGCAGGGUGUAGUGGUUGGAUCACAACUCCCAUCAGCCCCAUCCCCUAAAUAGUAAAUAGAAAUGUGUGUAUUCACAGAAGAAUUGAUUAGACAACGGGCAGAACAUAACAACUGUGAACUAUUCUCUUUGGAAGAAGUUUCCCUGCAUCAACAGAACAUAGAGAAAAUUGAACAUCUGGACAAAUGGUGCCGAAAUUUAAAAAUUCUCUAUCUCCAAAACAACUUGAUCUCCAAAAUUGAAAACGUGAGCCGACUGAAAAAGCUUGAGUAUUUAAAUCUGGCUUUAAACAACAUUGAAAAAUUUGAAAAUUUGGAAGGUUGUGAAGAUCUGCAGAAGCUGGACCUGACGGCCAAUUUCAUUGGAGAAUUGUCCAGUGUCAAAAUACUGAAAAAUAAUAUACAUCUUGAAGAGCUCUACCUUGUAGGAAAUCCAUGCACUGAUUUUGAAGGCUAUAGGCAGUUUGUGGUUGCUACCCUACAUCAACUCAGAUUUUUGGAUUGCAAAGAGAUAACACGGUCAGAAAGGAUUCAGGCUGUACAGAACUACCCUGCGCUAGAAAGAAAAAUCCAGGAACAGGAACAAAACUAUCUCCUGAAAAGAGAAGAAGAAAAAAAAGAGGCAGAAAGAUGGAUGCUAGAAAAACAGAAGGAAAGGAAGGAGAAGAAGAAGAAGAAAGGACAGUAUCCGGGGUUUGAUAAACAAUCAUGCGCAGAUAUCAAGACGCCCACCUACUACUCUGUAGAAGGAGCAGAGAACCACCGAAAUUCUGAAGAAGGAGAUGAAUUUCGUAAAUUAAUACUUGAGGACGACGAUGAAGACCGUGACUUUUGGGAUGAACCUGUGCCUCAUACCCCAGAGGCUAGGCUAGAAAUUCACCAGUAUCUUGAAGAGAAAAGGAAAGAAAGAGAAAAUAAAGAACAAGGCAACAAAGAGAAACCUCUGAGGACUUUGAUCACCCCAGAAGGAAGAGUUUUAAACGUAAAUGAAGCCAAGCUUCCUUUCUCCUUGGAAGAAGACGACAAAAAAAACCGGUUCAUUUUGGAUCUUGCUGUUUACAGACAUUUGGACAUCUCCUUCCUUAAUGUUGAUGUACAGCCUACUUAUGUCCGGGUAAUGGUCAAAGGAAAGGCAUUUCAACUUGUGCUACCCGAAGAAGUCAAGCCAGAUAGCAGCGUUGCUGAAAGAUCUCAGACUACUGGACAUUUGGUUAUCAGCAUGCCAAAGGUGAAAGAUGUGAUAAUAACUAGCCAAAAAGCAUCCAUUUCUGAGAAAACAUUUGAUCCCAGGAAACUGCAAAGAAAUCUAAGAAGACACGAGGGUCUGGAGAAGUUGGAAGUGGAUCCUACCAAAUAUUCCUUCCCUGAUGUGACAAAUAUUGUCCAUAAAAAGGGUCGGAUGGGACAAGGACCUUUAAGGCUUCAACAGCCCAAAGUUGUAGACACCGAGAACUUGAGCUUUGAAGAUAACCUAGAAGUUCCACCUUUAAUUUAAAGAAUUAAUACAGAGAAAGCUUCUUUUCUGGUUAGAACAUCUUUAUCUAGUAUUUUUCUUUAUACACACGUUCACCUAUUCACUAUUCUGGUCGCUGGCGGAAAUUGAAAUUCUUGCCACAAUUUGUACCCAGCUCUGUUAAAUGGUAUGUCAAGUCAGGCUUCUUUGCAUCCUGUUUUAUAGGGUUUUCUCUCUUCAAGCCUAGUUCAAGUAGGAAUUGUUGCUGGGGUGAGGGCAUCUAUUGUAAUAGUUCCUGGCUUCAACACGGCAACCAACCUGCUGAUUAAAACCUUGCUCCUUUUACAGGCAGGUGCAUGAUGCACAUGAAAAAGGAGUGGGCCUUUGAUUGAUCAAUUGCACCGUCAACUACGAAGGCAGCAGUGAACGGUUUGGGGCUAUCAGGUGUGCAGAAUUCUUUUUUCUUGCCUGAUGCUCAGGAAGCUCGGGGCGAAAUUAAGAACGGUAUCAUUACUCUUUGUAGUCAAAGGGCAUCAUAAUAAACAGUAAUGAGCAUUCCUGAAGAUUUUUUCUAGACCGGUGUUUCUCAACCUCGACAAUUUUAAGGCAUGUGGACUUCAAUUCCCAGAAUUCCACAGCCAGCAAUGCUGGCUGUGGAAUUCUGGGAGUUGAAGUCCACAUGCCUUAAAAUUGUCAAGGUUGAGAAACACUGGUCUAGACUAUGAUUCCAACAAAAUGUUGGAGGAACCUACAGAAAUAGAGCCAAAGGAAGGAAAUGUAAAUAAAUUGGGCAGAUGAAUGCCAGCUUUUCUUCCUUGUGGGUUCAAACCCUUUAGUUUGUUUCCAUUUUUCCUUGUCUCAAUUUUAAACUAUUUCUAUAUACACAACUUCCUUCCUUUUUAAUUUUAAGCAUGCUAACUGCAAUAGAGAUGAAGGAAGCGCCCGGCUUCUUUCUGCCAACUUUAUUAACUUAUCUACCAACUACAUUCAUAAUUUCUUCCUUUUUUUUUAUUCCUAUCAUCCUAUCCAAGUUAAUUCUUAAUAGCUUAGUUAAGAUAAGCCCUUGUAAGCAAUACUGACAGCAUUUUCCCCCCUUCCAAUACCGUCUUUACUGAUUUACCUUUCUCGCUUGAAAUAGUGGGUCUCAUUUUCACUAGAAUUGUAUGCCUGGAGCCAUCCCACUUUAAAACUACAGAUAUGGUUCAUGUGAUCAAAUGUUCUCCUGAGUUAUAGAGAAUGGUAUUUGUAGGUAUCCAGGUAGAAGGAAGCGUUAGCCUAGAACGGCAUACAAUUAUACAGGCCCUCCACCUUGAAGUUUGAAAUGGUUUGCUUGAAAGACAGAUGUUACCACCUCAAUAAAAGGCAGGAAACCAAAAGACAAAGUGCUUGUGUAAAAUAUUCACAUACCAAGCAGGUGAUCUUUUCUACAGGAAACUAUUUUUCUAUAUUGGAGGUGAAAAUCUAUGUAUCCGGUAUGGUAGAGCCAGGAAUAAAGAUAAUUUUGAGUUGUUGCAGCA